GUUCUGAAAAGAGCCUUCUAUUAAUUGUGAAAAAUUCAACAUAAACCCCUCCCUCUCGCCCCCAUCUUUUUACCAGUCCACAGCUCGGCUUUACCAAAGUAUUUGGAGAAUUCAAAGGUUUUUUCUCUCACGCCGCAGCCUUACUUGAUCUCCGUCUUCCCUAGGUUCGAUCUCCAUCUAUAAUUUAUCAGAUCGGGGAUUCAACUUACAAGAAUUUGCAAAUGGAAGCCACCGGAGAAGCUAAUAUCGGUGGCUUGUUGGAUAAAAUCAACCCACCGCUACUCGAAGAUGCAGGCCUUGAGGACUGUGCACUUCAUCCAGACUCCAUACAAGAAGCAUUCCUGAAGGCGGCCACCGCUGUCCGCUCACAUAUUUUCCACGAUUCCGAUGAUGAAUCAGAAGGAGACUGCAUCAAUGAUCAAUGGCCUAGAAACGAAUCUGGAGGUGACAGACUCGUCGGAAUCACAACCGAGACCGAUCCUCCGGGGGCUUGUGCUCCAAAGAAAGGCGGUGAAUUGUCGGAGGUGAUAGGAGACGAGGUGGUUAUAGGCGAAAGAGAGGGUAUGCCAGAUAAGGUGGUGGAACCGGAGGUGCCAGAUGAGGCGGAGAAGUCAUGUGUUGAUGGACUGCAAGGAUUGAAGAUCCAAGAUACCGAUGAUAAGAAAUCUGAAACUAACAAAAAAUCGAAUGAAGAUGAAGAAGACGACGAAAAAAGAAUCCCAGUUUUGACUGAAGUUUGUAUAUGAUUAGCGACUGUUUUACUUUUAUUCUUGUAGUAGCGGUAAUAUCUCUUAUCUAUUUUACUUUAAACAAAAUCAAUCUCUCAUUUUGACCAACUUCGAUUGAAAUUAGAAGCAAAGAUUUAUUUUUUGAACA
Molecule: messenger RNA, 876 nt
Organism: Lactuca sativa (garden lettuce)
Lineage: Eukaryota; Viridiplantae; Streptophyta; Magnoliopsida; Asterales; Asteraceae
Product: basic leucine zipper 19
Biological process (GO): regulation of transcription by RNA polymerase II; DNA-templated transcription
Molecular function (GO): DNA-binding transcription factor activity, RNA polymerase II-specific; RNA polymerase II cis-regulatory region sequence-specific DNA binding
Source: RefSeq, a predicted model, not a curated record